CGCCCCCUCAAGAGCCUGCAGCAGCCCCGCCCCGCGUCGGGGGCGGGUAGAGACUUCCUAUUGGUCGUCUCUCCGGAAGUGACGGGAUUCGGAGUCUCGUGCACAUUCUGGCAACACCGGGGCCGAGCCCCAGGCGCAGGCCGGGAUGUUCGUCCUGGUGGAGAUGGUGGACACCGUGCGAAUCCCCCCGUGGCAGUUUGAGAGGAAGCUCAACGACUCUAUUGCCGAGGAGCUGAACAAGAAAUUGGCCAACAAGGUCGUGUACAACGUGGGACUCUGCAUCUGUCUGUUUGACAUCACCAAGCUGGAGGAUGCCUAUGUGUUCCCUGGGGAUGGCGCUUCACACACCAAAGUGCAUUUUCGAUACGUGGUGUUCCACCCGUUCCUGGAUGAGAUUUUGAUUGGAAAGAUCAAGGGCUGCAGUCCAGAGGGAGUGCAUGUCUCUCUAGGGUUCUUUGACGACAUUCUCAUCCCCCCGGAGUCACUGCAGCAACCUGCCAAGUUCGAUGAAGCAGAACAGGUGUGGGUGUGGGAGUACGAGACGGAGGAGGGAGCACAUGACCUGUACAUGGACACUGGUGAGGAGAUCCGCUUCCGAGUGGUGGAUGAGAGCUUUGUGGACACGUCCCCCACAGGGCCCAGCUCUGCGGAGGCCACCUCUUCCAGUGAGGAGCUGCCAAAGAAGGAGGCUCCAUACACGCUUGUGGGAUCCAUCAGUGAGCCUGGCCUGGGCCUUCUCUCCUGGUGGACCAGCAACUAGCUCUGGGGUUCAACGGGGACCGUGCCCAUCUGGUAGACCUUACCUCAGCCCUGGGAAAGGUGGUGCAGCUGCUCGUGAAGACAGCAGCUGAGCAGUCGCUGAGUAGUCUGUGUUGCCCCAGGAAGGAUGGGGGCCUGCACUGCUGCCAGUGUGCCCUCCCUCCUCAGUGGCCUGGCCCUAGAAGUCUUCCCAGAGUUAUCCCUGGGAUUUUUUUUUUUUUUUUUUUGCAGUGCUGGGGAGGAUGUAAUGGGGCCUUGCACAUGCCAGACUGCUGGGCAGACUGACCACUGAGCCACACCCCAGCUCUCCAGCCCCACCCUGUGGUUUUCAGUGGUAGCAAUGUUUAAUAAAGCAGUGGCAACAUCAGCAGGGAAGGAUCCUGAUGAUCGGUCCCUGGAUCUGUUUUAAUGGCCAAUGUCAUGAUCUAAGAUCACUGAGUUGCCAAGCUGGGACAUGUCCUACCUCACCCCACAUCCCUUUGAAGAUGAAUUCCCCCACCUACCCACAACCACCAAAUGGCAAUAAGGGGGGGUGGUGGUGUGGGAUUGUGAGAUUCCUGCCACCACAGGCUGGGCCUUGGCUGGCUGAGCUUGGCUCCUAAUAAAGAGAGAGGCCAGCCUGAGGCAGCUGCUUUGGGCUGUGAAGCUACCAACCACUGACUGAGGUGGAAGCAACACGCCCCCUCUGCAUUUGGAAGAUGGGAGGAACCCCCUGCAAUUGGCCAAACAGCUCCUGACCUGAUUUAGGAAGUGAAGGCUGUGGACUUUCCUGGCCCCAGGUAGAGGGGAUGGUGACAUAAUUGUAUCAUCCCCCACAGAAGAGCAGGGAUCCUGGGGCCUGCCACACAGACUGCAGCUAGAGCCAUGUGAUGACCCGAUCUGGGCAGGAGAGUGGCUCUGUCAGGGCCUCCUGUGCACGAGUCCUGUUCUGGCAGUGGGCCUCCAUGGAGCCUUUUUACUCCAGGUCACCAGUGUGUGGAGGUCCUGGGUAGCAUCAGCCCAUGCAACCUCAGGGGGACCCUAUUUUUCACCAAAUCCUCAUGCUAAAGGGGCCAGAACAGUACACACAGUAUAUUCUAGUCAUGACCUUAUCUGCAAGAUGGAUGGGGCUCAUCCCUCAGGGUGAUUAGAGUGAUUUAAGAAGACCAUGCCAGCCAUGCCAUCAGUGCCCAAGGGAGGAGGAAGGUGGGUCCACACUCCAGGAAGUUCUUGCCACCAGGGAAACCAUGGGAGCUGGGGCCAUGCCUGCCUAGCUGGUGCCAGUGGACUAAGGUCAGAGGUGAUGGAGGUCUUUUCUGCCACAGCGCACAUCACAUCUCCAGGUGUGACUGUGGGGUAUCAACUGACAUUGGCUGAAAAAAGCCCUCCCUGAACCCUGAGGUUGGUAAAAACAGCAGAGACCAUCAGUCAUGCAGGAACAGUCAAUGAAUUUGGAUUCUUAUUUUUCUUGCAAGAAAAAAAUGUUCUCUAAAAUCCUUCAGCCACCCAUCAAAUGAUCAGGCAGAAUAAAAACUUCUUUAGGAGGGAGUGUUGUCAUAAAAAAUAAAGGAGUUAGGCCGUGCUGCUCAAGAUUUGAACCAAACUAUAAAGUGGGAAGGCAAGGGCUGGAAAAUGAUUUUAAAAGCUCCCAUCAUGGGUCACUGAGUGGGCUGAGGCGGGAAAGAGCAGGAAGCAUGUCUGGUCACACCAUCCCGGAGUAGGAAGCCAUGAUUGGAUGGACCAGAGUGGCCCUGACGAUGCUCACAGAACUGCACUUGUGACCAGCGAGGUGGGGGCAGGGCAGAGCAGGGCCCUUCCUUACUGCUGGAGCUCCUUCAUCCUGUUCAGAGCGCUGCCGGCACGGAACCACUCAAUCUGGGUCUCGUUGAAGGUGUGGUUCAGGAGGAUGGUCUCCUGGGUCCCGUUGGGGUGCUUGAUGAUGCAUUUCAGGGGCUGCAAUGAGGGAGGCAGGUAUGGGUGGACGCAGUAGGUGUUCCUAGAGGCAUAACCAUUCUGCAUGAGGGGCAGGGAUGGGAAGGCCAAGGGAGAGGCCAGCCUCGGGCAGCUGCUUUGGGCCCUGAGGCCAGCAGGCACACCAAGUCCUAGGCAGCUCUGGGCCUUGAUGACAUCCACAGGGAGCUCCUGGGGCCCAGGGGAUGGCACUGGGGAGGCCCUAGGCUGGCUCCACCUUCAGCUCUGGAGAGGCACUAGAGAACUUGAGGGCCCUUCCAGCUCACUGGAGGAGCUGCAGGUGCCGUGGGAAGGGAAAGAAGGUGGAUGUCCCCACCCUCCUACCCAGAAGGCCCUGGCCUGUCGGCUCUCCUUCCCUGCCCCCUGACCUUGCCAGGGGCAAAGUCCUUCAAGCCCUGAAUGGUCAACUUGUCCACAGGGUGUAUCUUGUUGUAGUCGGCAGGGUCAGCAAAGGUGAGGGGCAACAGACCCUGCUUCUUCAGGUUGGUUUCUGGAAGGCAAAGGCACACUCAGUUAACAGGGUAUCAUCUACCUGGCCCCCAGCCUUACCUCCCUCUUCCCACACAGGGACCCACCAGCCAAGGAAUAUCCUUUCUAAAUAUGGCUGAGACCCUGGCAGACACCUCUGGUCCUACUACUGAGAACAAACACAAUGACUAUAUAGGUACUCAUUAGGGGCACCUGAACAGGUAUGCCUUGGAAGGUCUCUGUGAAGCCUUCUUGGUAGACAUGUUCACAAUGAGAACAGACUUUGACCAUGUGUCCUGGAUGAAAACUGCUCAGGUCUUCAAUUUUGGAAGCAAGACCAGGGAUGGUGUGAAGCGGUGGAUGUUGGAUUUGAGCAAUGUAAACCUGAGAAGGGGCUAAUGGCUGGCUCCACUGUAGCCAUGGACACAAGCUGGGAGGUAGGCACUUGGCUCCAGGCCCAGGUAGGCUGCUGGCAGGGUGGGUGACCUUGGGCUGUGAGUGAAGGGCAGCAGGUAUGGCUGGGUGUGGGCUCCCACUCACCAUGGAUCCUAGCGAAGCUCUUGGUGAUGAUGGCCCGGCCCCCAAGGUGGCGAGGCUCCAGUGCUGCAUGCUCCCGACUGGAGCCCUCACCAUAGUUCUCGUCUCCAAUCACCACCCACCUGAUGCCGUGUUUCUGCCAGGCAAGGGGAGUAUGUGAGGCAGAGGAAGGCAUGCACCACCCUCUAGCCCCUGGGCAUACUGAGGCCUCUGGGGGAAGGGACUGGAGGGGCCCUUCCUCUUCGGCUCUGAAGGGCAGCCAAAGUCAGGGUGAACUGGGCCCAACUAGGCCCUGAGGGGGAAGAAGCAGGUGGACAUGAGCCCUGCCUGCCUGGCUACAGUGAGCACAGGAGUCACAACACUGGGGCUCAGUGCAGAGGCAGAAUGAAUGGAGGCCAGAGUGGGGCAGAGCUGUGGUUACACAGUGGGGGCCGGAGACAAGGUUCUUGCAUACCUGGUGGUGUGGGCUCUGGGGUAGAGCAAGCACCCACUCUGCCCUGCCCAGCCACCAAGGGCUGCCUGGAGAUCCUGACAGGCCAAGACUUGGGACUAGCCUUGGUUCUGUUCAUUUCUCAAAGCAGAAAGAGUAGAAAGCAGACUCUGGCUCUGCCUCUAGCCCUGGCAGCCCCGUGGUUCCUCUAGCCUUGUCCCCAUAUUCCUUGCACCCUGGCUUCUGGGCCAACCAGGCCAGCCUGGCCAGGGACCUCACUUCCUAUUCCCUGUAAGGCCUUGUAAGGCUCCUUCUUCUCUGAGCCCCAGUAUCCCUCUGACUUCCUAAGGCAGUUUCCUCCAACACUGGGUCAAAUACCUGCCAACAGUGCUCCUCUCACUAAUGGCUCCCGGGCAGGGCCUCCUGGGUGUGUGUACCCAGCUCGCCCAUCUGAGCUAAGCCACAUUCCUUCCCUGCUACAGGGAAGGUGGCAAUUCCCUCUGGGGGUGUGGCUGCCCCCCCCCCCCCGUUUCUAUUCCCCAUGUCCUCCCCAUGCCUGCCCUGCAGGCCCUCAGGAAAAGUGGUCACCAGCACUGUCCUCAUUGACUCUGCCCUACCUUGUAGUAGCGGGCAGUGUCAGGGACAGGGCCAAACUCCUGGGUGACAGCGUUGCGUACAGAGUUGGCUUUGCCAUUUUCAAUGUUGAUGGCACCAAUGAGCAAGUUGUUAGAGAUGUUGUCCAGGUGCCCACGGAACUUGAGCCAGGGGCCUGCAGCUGAGAUGUGGUCUGUGGUACACUUCCCUUUGACCUUGGAUGUGUGCAGAGGGGACAUAGGUCAGGAUGGAGCGCAUGAAUGGUAAAGGAAAGAAGAAGCCCUCCAGCGGCAGGCAGCAGGCAGGUCCAUGUGCCCAGGGCUCAGUAGUGACCAGGGAAGCAUGUCAGUUUCUGGACGCGUGGUCUAUAGUCCUGGUGCUGCCAGGCUCAGGCAAGACAAUCAACCACCCGCUCAAUAACUUCUCCGUCCCCAGGACAGGAUACUCCCUCAUGGGUCAGCCACUUAAAAGGAGGUCAGGUGUAUCUGCUCACUUCCACUCCAGGCCUAGACCCUCAACUAAGAACUGUCCAGGGUGGAAGAUUAAACAGACUUCAUGUUAGCCACAGAGGAGCCUGGGACACUGGAUCCUGGCUGGUGGCGGAUCAGACUCAGGUCACGUGGGCUUAAUAAUAACGGCUGUGUCCACAGGGCACAAGACCCCUUAGUAAACACAUAAAUUAAUAUCAGACAUGGGUUUGAGGUCCCUGGCCACACGUAAAGGCUCAGUUCAGUUUCCAAACACAGACCAUACCCACUAGUGCUCAACGGGGGUUAGGAGGAAUCCACAGCUUCAGGAGCCUGUUCAGUGAAGCCAGAGGUGUGGAAACCCACUGUACAGUCACAUAUGUCCAGUGACUGAGAGCCCUGGACAGCAGCUAGCCAGAUGCAGCUCUACUCAGCUUGGGGCCAUGGAGAAGGGGAAGCCCCAGCUGCAAUGCCCUCCCUCCCUCUGCAGUGAUCUCCCUUCCUGUCCCACCUUCAUCUUGACCACCCACCCUUGCUCCCAAUGGGUUCCUAACCUUUUCUGAUGCUCAGGGAACUGGGGGCCCAGCAGUUCUGCCCCAUCCUCUUGUUGCUGACCUUGAUAAGGAUCUGUAGGUCCUCUAGGUCUUUGCCAUCCCACUUGUCGAAAGGCUCCAGGAGCUGCAGGCGCUGGCUAGUAGGACUCACAUCUACCCGCUGCCCACUGCUGUCCUUGGGGGGAUGCUGGUAGGUGUCCUGUCCUGGGUCAAACUCCUACAGCAGGGGACAGAGAAUGUUGGGUGCUGAAUCUUCAUUCCCCGAGCAGGCAGGCUUUCCUGUGCCCCAAGUCACUUCCUCCCGGGGAAUGUAGCCGCUUCACUUUCACUAACAUUGUAACUCCUGCCUGCCCAAGACGGGCCAGCCUCAGAUUCUCAGAUGCUGGGAAGUAUCCUGGCAUAGCAACCAGCAGUGGCUCUGAGACACCCAGGCCAAAGCAGGCCCUCAGAGACUGACAAUAGGGUGACAGCGCCUGCUCACCGCUCGGGGCAGCUCAUCUGCAUCUGGAGCCUCCAGCUUGACUUCUUGCCAUCCUUGCCUGUCAGGAAAUCAGUUUCUGGGUUGAACUUGAGGGUCCCUGCAAUGGCCAAAGCUGUGACAAUCUGAAAUGGAACAAGCCAGUUUGCUGAUUAGCAUAACCAUCACACCCUCCUCAUCCCAGCUGAAGCCUAGACCAAGCUGAGAACAAAAACCAGGAAAUGUCCAUGUUCAUCCCAGGCUCCAUUUCUCAGAGACCAGAACUAUAGAACUGUCUUUGGGAUCACAGACCAUUGUGCUGCAGAGGACUCGGGAAUCCAAGGGCCAUCUGGCCUUACCCCUGCUGCUGAGACCUGAGCUCAGCAUUCUCCCACAUGCCAGGCAGGAACUACUGUGGUAUUCUCCGGUUUCCCGUAGGCUUCCUGGACAGACAAGGAGAAGCCCCAGCACAGAAAUUCUGCAAUGAUGAAAAUGCUCCUAGGUGGGCAGCACAUGGAAAGUGGAAGAGCCAUGCCCUCCCUUGCAAAGAAGCACAAACGUUCUGGAACAUUCAUGCAAAAAAGAGAAAGGCCAUGUGCCAGUGAUGACUGAGGCAGGGUAAGCUGCCUGGGCCACUUCAGCUUACCCAGUGCCUACCAUAAUGGCAAGGCCUAACUUUUAUUAGGAAAAUUGGUGUCGGGGUUUCGGCCGGACCCCUGGCCCUAGGUGUGGCAAGGCUAAGAUGGCGCUUGGAAAUUUGUCCAGAAAUUGGAGCUGGCGUGGUGGCAUGCACCUUUAGUCCCAGCUACUUAGGAGGCUGAGGCAGAAGGAUCACUUAGCCCAACAACUCAAGGGCAGACUGGGCAACAUAGUAAGCAAAACAGAAGACCCUGUCUCAAAAAAAGAAAAGGAAAAAGGAACUGCAAACCAGAACUCCACAUAUGUUCUCAUGUAACCCUGAUACAAUUCUGGGGCUCAGGGAAGGUAAGUGACUUGACAAAGCUUGUAUAGCUAUUAAACUAGAGAAAGGCUGGGGCUUGUCCCAAUGAGUGAGAUUCCAUCUUUAGUGCUCAUAAACACAUCUCAUAAUCCUCUGACUCGAGGGAGAUCCAGGCUGGAAGUGCCCAGGAAGCACAAUGCUUGAGGGCUCAGGAGGCCAUGGCACUUGGUCCCAUUCAGAAAAUCCCUUGCCCUGCAAUGCCACCCUCCUCAGCAGCCCUGCAGAGGGGCUCUCAACCAAAACCCCACCUUCUCACUGACCACCAGGCUAGAGCCUGGCCAGGUAAUCCUACCUCUGGGGAUGUGACAAAAGCAUGGGUCUCAGGGUUUGCAUCAUUACGGCCUGUGAAAUUCCUGUUGUAGGAAGUGACAAUUGUGUUCUUCUCUCCCUUCUUGAUGUCCUUCCUGCCAGGUCAAAAGGGAUAGGAUUAGGGAUAUAUGUGUCAUCUGUCCUGUCCUGAGGUCAGAUGGGCUGGGUUCCUAUGGCACAUGCCUUGCUCAUGACCCAGGAGAGAAUCUGAAUUGCUAGGCCUUGUCUGAGACCACACAAGAGACAGGCAGAGCCCAGGUGCAGGCCUGAGUCUCCUGACCAGGCAGCUGCCUCCUCACACCCCUGAGUCCCUGGCUGUGCCCAUGAGAAUGGGGCCUUGCUGGCCUCAUCCUGCCAGCCCAGGUUUCAGCCAUGCUGCAGGCUCUGCAUCCCUAUGCCUGGCUGUCUUCUACUGUGCAGCAAGCAGCCUCUUGAACCAGAGGCCUCUGACUUGAGUCUCUUCUCUCCACCCCAACAAUGUCUCCCCUCAACUUGUGGGGAUGCAUACCCCAGUAUACAGGGGCUAUCCUAUCAAAAUUGUGCCCCUUACCUGUCCCACUGGCCAAUACAAGGGCCACAUGCAUUGGCCAGGACGAUGCCACCCACAUCCCUCAGAAUCUGUGCCUGGGGAGAGAGAAGAUAGGGAACUGUCAGAAGCAGGCAACUGGCUGAUGGGAAAGGGCAGGUGAGUGGCUUGCAGGAUGAAGAACUAUACUGGAACCCUAGGGCAGCCACUGGGACCUACACCAGCACUGAUCCAACAGGCUGUGGCUUGUCCCACUUGCAGGUGCAAGGGGCAGAGGUAGAUGGGUACUCACAUAGCCAUCCCGUUCAAUGGUGGCACGGAUCUGUUCAGAGCCUGGUGUGAUGGUGAACUGGGACUUGCACUUGAGUCCAUGGGCCAAUGCCUGCUUGGCCACAGCUGCUGAGCGCCCCAUGUCCUCAUAGCUUGAAUUGGUGCAGCUACCAAUCAGACCUGGUGCAUUGUGAAUGGUACAGUCAAGGGUCAGGAGGAGAUAAGUGACCAGAGACCUCUACACAUCCUUAAACUAUUCAGACUUGGUCCCAUGAGUUCACCAACUGGGCUGACUGACACUGUUUUUAACAGAGGUAAGUAGGAAGAACCUAAGUAUCCAGCAGUUAAGGGCAGGCUCCUGACAGUCAUUCCAGGGAAGACUCCGGAGCCACUGACCAUGACACUGAACACAGGUUGAGAGUGUUAACUCUUUUUACACCAAUCUCAUAUGCAUGUGUACAUAUACCAGAAGGCUUAUACUAAUAGAAACACAUCAACUGAAGUACUGCUGGGUAGGGGCUAAGUGAGGCUAAUUUUUUUUCCCCUUAUAUUUUCCAGUUCUUGUUUUGUUUUUGCAGUGCUAGGAUGGAACCCAGGACCUUGCACACACUUGGUAAGCACUCUACCACUGAGUUACAUUCCCAGCGCUUUUUAUUUUGAGAUAGGGUCUCACUAAGUUGCUGAAACUGGCCUCAAUCUUUAGCUGGAAUUACAGUUAUGUACCAUAGGGCCGGUCUUAUUUUCUGUUUUCUUUAUUGCUUUAUAAUCCAGGUAACAAGAGAUGUCUUUAAAAAGUUUGUCAGUUACUCAGAAACUCAGUAAAAACUGAACAACACUGCAUGGUCUACAGAUAUCAAGACAGUCUCUCUUACCAAUGUGGCAAUUUAUUUUCUUUCCUUUUUUUUUUUAAAUUUAUUUUUAUUGUAAACAAAUGGGAUACAUGUUGUUUCUCUGUACAUGAAGUA
Sciurus carolinensis (gray squirrel) is the source of this 9286-nucleotide messenger RNA. RefSeq names its product RNA polymerase III subunit H (gene Polr3h). Gene Ontology annotation, cellular component: RNA polymerase III complex. The record is from RefSeq and is a predicted model, not a curated record. Gene Ontology annotation, molecular function: DNA-directed RNA polymerase activity; DNA binding. The transcript is spliced from 7 exons. Gene Ontology annotation, biological process: transcription initiation at RNA polymerase III promoter; DNA-templated transcription. NCBI's taxonomy places the organism in Eukaryota, Metazoa, Chordata, Mammalia, Rodentia, Sciuridae. The coding region runs from base 146 to 760 and encodes 204 amino acids.